Messenger RNA from Diaporthe batatas, 1821 nucleotides. RefSeq lists its product as uncharacterized. The transcript is spliced from 3 exons. Bases 1 to 1821 code for a protein of 606 amino acids. The record is from RefSeq and is a predicted model, not a curated record. NCBI's taxonomy places the organism in Eukaryota, Fungi, Ascomycota, Sordariomycetes, Diaporthales, Diaporthaceae. Gene Ontology annotation, molecular function: flavin adenine dinucleotide binding; N,N-dimethylaniline monooxygenase activity; NADP binding.
AUGGACCAAAGUCAAAUUGUCACUGGCAAUCCCGUCGCUGUCAUCGGGGCAGGUAUCUCGGGCCUCGCGGCAGCCAAACGUCUUGCUGCGGAAGGCUUCCAAGUUGACGUUUAUGAUCGUCAGAGCCAGGCAGGUGGACUGUGGAAUUUCUCACCGGAUCCGAAAGCUCCUUUCGCAUCAGCGGUCUACGGCGAUUUGCAUACCAACUUCCCACGCCAGCUCAUGGAGUUGCAGGAUUAUCCAUGGACCAAUCAGCCCUUAUUCAUGCACCACAGUUUGGUGCAGAAAUACCUCGAAGAGUACUCUCGAAAUAUUCAGAAGGAAUUUCACCGCCAAAUACGAUUCAAUUUCGGCACCGAAGUCGUGCGCCUCUACCAUGAAUCCUACGCUGGCGGACACUGGGAACUCACUUACCAGUCUUCUAAAGCCACCACAGGCGAAAAGGCCACUCGACAGUACAUAUUUGUCGUCGUGGCAGUGGGCGUCUACGAUCAGCCUUUCAUACCCUAUUAUGAAGGACUUUCAGAGUGGCGUGAAGUCUGGAAAGGCUCGGUCUCCCACUCAAAGUCUUAUCGAAGCCCAGACGACUUUGAGGACAAGAGAGUCCUCAUUGUUGGCUACCAAGCAUCCGGCUUUGACAUUGCCAAUAAGAUUGCAGCUGGAACUUCUGGGUUGUGGAUAUCUUCAACACGGCCGAUUGCAGACGCACUGCCCCAGAAUGCAAUCCCUGUGACAACAGUGUCUCACUUCGAUGCAGCCAAACGUAGUGUUACUUUUACAGACGGGCAAUCCGUUGUAUUUCAACGCAUCAUCUUUUGUACUGGUUAUCAGUACCACCAGCCUUUUAUCAAGAAGAACAGCACCGCCGAUUUACCCCUUUUCCCCAGUGGACUGAGCAUUGAUCAUCUGCAUGAACAUACGAUCUAUGUCGAGCAACCGACUCUUGCAUUCCUAGGAAUUGUGAGGGGUGCGGUCCCCACCUUUCUCGUUGUACAAGCCCAGGCCGCUUUUGUCGCGAGGUCUUUUGCUGGCCACCUACGAGUGUUAACACGCCCGCGAAGUGAGGAUACUCAGCACAAAUUGCCGUAUCCCUUAUUUAUGGACUACCUAUUGCGCCUGGGGAGCCUCUGCGAUAGAGCUGACAAAGGCCGCUUGUGGCGCGUAACACCAGGCAAUAAUCCAAUCCUUCGUUGGACCCUGGAACUGGACUUGGUCAGGACGAAGCGAGGGGAGAUCCGAGGAGCUUUCAUAUCUCACAACGACCAGAUGGCUGGAGUUUGGAGUGCCACAGAUACCCUGCAUGAGUAUCAUGGUAGGUUCUUGACAGGCUCACACCAGAACAUUGUUGCCCUCGUGCCUUUCCUGAUACUCAAUUACGGCUACAAAGAUGACCACGACUCCGAUAUGACACUACCAUUCGAGGGAUGGGAAGAGGGAUUUGGCCGAAUCAUUGGAAAGUCGAUCAUUUACUCGACUCGUAUGCUCUCUGAAACACUCGGACCAGAAAGCAAUAGCGUGAUAAGCAGGGGCUCACAGAAAUUGUUCCAUCUCGUUCGGGAUCGAUGGAGUCGCUGGGCUGGAACUCGCAAGUGGUCAGAGACUGAUCAAUUGGAAGAUUGGAAGAAGGCUUUCGAAAAGUUUUCCGCCUUGCGUACAAGAAGGCUUAGUUCGCCCGUAGCACCGCCUCACAUCCCGCCAUACAUCCCGCCAUACAUCCCGCCAUGUGCUCCGAUCUCGCGCCCAGCCCGACAUUCGAGUCCCGGAUGCACAGGACCUCAGGUCUUCACCGUCCGAUCCGGAUUUGAUGGCUGCCAAAAUUGA